AUGUCGGGUUUGUCGCUUUCAAUGAUGCGAGAAGAUUUCAUCGACCUUCGACAUUCAAUUGUCCAUCCUCUCAAUAAAUCGCACAAAUCUAUAUUGUUCAGUCAACAUUUCUCCAUUCUAAUACAAUCAACAGAACAACAUCAGAAGAAGAAUGACAACGACGGCUCGCAAAGACAUUUAUGGAGAAAACCUCCAAAGACAUUACAAGGACACUCAUAA
Messenger RNA from Clunio marinus, 219 nucleotides. Lineage: Eukaryota; Metazoa; Arthropoda; Insecta; Diptera; Chironomidae. The record is from the annotation of a GenBank genome assembly.